This is a messenger RNA of Emiliania huxleyi CCMP1516, 4465 nucleotides long. RefSeq lists its product as hypothetical. Bases 46 to 4443 code for a protein of 1465 amino acids. The record is from RefSeq and is a predicted model, not a curated record. Lineage: Eukaryota; Haptophyta; Isochrysidales; Noelaerhabdaceae. The transcript is spliced from 23 exons.
UGGGGUCGUUGAGUGUGCGAGCCUGACUCGUGUGCCGGUCGCAAAAUGAGGCUGUCCAGCACGCUGCUCCUCGCUGCGGCCGCGUCGGCACAGCUGCCGCAGCUCCCAUCUCUCCAGCCGGACGGCUGGGAGCAGGACCUGUGGGCGACGCUGAGCAAGCUCGGCCACGCCUCUCGCUCCUCUCAGCGCAAGGAGCAUCGCUCGCUUCCUCCCGCGUGCAUGCUCGCGCCGAAGGGCAUCGUUCGCUGGACGUGCGGCCUCGUCGGCCAGCUCCCGCUCGCUGGCUUUAUCCUGGUUCCCGACGACAGCAACCGAGAUGUGUGGCUCAAUCCAGAUGUGUUUGUGCCGGGCGACGAAGAGCGGCCACAGCUGACAGUACUGCUCAAGGGCUUUGAGGUGAUGGGCGUGACGGCAUCCCACAUCACCUCCAACGCGAGCGACGACGGACUGCGGGCUGCACUCGCCGGCCUCGGCUGGCAGGCGCACAUCAGCCGGCUCGAGGCGGGGACCAACCACUGCCCCUUCGACAGCUGCGCGACGAGCGUCGCGCUCCCUGCCUGGGCCCCAACCCUCGAGAUCUCGCGCCGCGACUUCGACCUGCUGCGCGGCACCGCCGCCACGGUCCGCCCCGACCUCGGCCUCGACGUGCGCGCCGAGGGCCUGUCGGUGUCACUGCUGCUCGAGGCGCUGCGCCGGGCGAGCUUCCCGCCGUCGCUGCGUGCGCCGGAGCUCGAGAUCCAGGUUCCUCCCCGAGGCUGGUCGAUCAGCGCGUACCGCGACUCGUCUUUCGGCACGCUUCAGGCCAACCUGCAGCCCUUUGUCGAGGUGGUGCUCUACUUUCUGCACGACGUGCUCGUGCCCGCCGUCUCGCGGUCCGCCGCAGCCUUCCUCGCGCAGAGCAGCGGCCGAGUUGCCGAGUGGGCGGGCGAGCGCAUGCGGCUGAGUGGUGCCGAGUGCGCCGCCCGCCCGAGCUGCGGCGCCGUGCCGUUCCUCGCCCGCGGCACGUGGCUCUCCACCGCACUCACGCACGCCGUCCCCGUCGGCUUGCUGCUUCCGCCGCGCGGGCCGCUGCGCGAGCCCGCCUCGCCCUUCCCGGCCGACCAGACGGUGCGCUUUGGGGCGGUCGGCGCCCUGCGCGCCCUGAACGCAGAGGGCGGCGUCUUUGCGACGGGCUCCUUGCUGCGGCGGCUGAUGCGCAGCACGGGCGGCUGGCUGCGCUUCACCAAACUCGACCAGCUGCCGAUCGUGCGCAGGCUUGCGCGGAGCACGCCUGCAGCAGCGUGCUCUGCGGUGGCACAGCCUCACAGUCGGAUGCCACGUGCGUGCGUCAGGCUGCCGGCGCUCUCGCUCGGCGAGUCCUCCCUGCGCGUCACCCCCGCCUCGCUGACGGUGGGCGGCCUCGACACGGUCUCGCGUGUCCGCCUCCUCGACCCGUCGGGGGGCUUCUCCCUCGCCGCCGGGGUCGACAUGGGGCGGCUCUCCCUCGCCCUCCGGCUGCAGCUCGAGCUGAGGCUGCCCCUCUCUCCAUGGCGAGGGGGAGGCACCGGCGGCGCCGACCGGCGCCUUCUCUACGCACGCGACGGACGGGACUGGGCCCACACCGGAUUCGAGACUCUGGAGGAGCUGGAGCUCUCCGUCACUCUCUCCAACCUCUCCACCGCCCUCCUCGCCGCGGUGCGGCUCCUCCGCACCCUCGACUCGCUCCGCAUCGCGUCGGUCGCCGAGGGGCAGGAGGUCGAGGCGCGGCUGUACGACUUGCUCACCGCCGCAUCGGCUACUUCGCCGACGCCUACUUGCCGCCCUCCUCCGCGCCGCGUCGCGACCUCCUCCACGCGGUCAUACGCAGCCCGCUGCGCUCGAAGGCGAGCGACUUGCUGCCGCUCGCGCUGUACGCGCUCCCUCAGGACUGCGCUCCGGCACCGCGCGACGCGGGCGCGCGCCGCCGGCCUCGACGACGCGCGCAUCGACGGCGUGCUGCUCUCCCUGAGCUCCGACCGCGCCAGGGAGCUGGUCGGGACGGUGCGAGUGGAGAUCUCCGACCUGCGGCUCCGCAGCCUCGACAAGCUCUCCGAGCUCUCUCUCCUCGCGACCAACGCGAGCGCGCCGCACGAGCUGCGCAACGUCAUCGGCGGCGCCGGCAGCGUCGGCUUCACCGUCGCGCUCACGCUGUGCCGGCAGGAGUGCACGACGCACGCAUUCGAGAUCACCCUCUCGCUGGCCUCGGUCCGGCUCCUCCUCGAUUUGGACGUCGCUUUCCUGCAGCCCUUCCCACAGCCCGCUCCGCAGCAGCCGCGCGACGGGGGCGAGGGCGGCGGCGGCAAGGGCGAGGCCGGCGGCGGAGCAGGUCGCUCGCCCGGCUGCGUGCUGCACUCCGCGCUGCGCCACGUGCGGCUGCUCGGCUCGACGCGUCUCGAGGUCGCCAACUGGACGGAGGCGGAGCUGGACCUCGCGGUGCGUGCGCUCGACGCGCCGUCGGCCGCGCACGUGCCGACAGAGUGGCUCUUCUGGGCCGUCUCAGCCUUCGGGCGGGGCGGCUUGCGGCUGGCCAACGAUGCUCUGGCGAGGGGGCUCGAGCUGGCGGGCGAGGCGUGCGCGGCGGAGGCGGAGGCCGCAGCGCCGUCUGCCUCUUCCGCGGCUGGCGAGGGGGAGGGGGAGGAAGGGCGGGCGCUGAGCCCUGCCGCCGCGGUGACAGUCCUGCUCUACGGCUCGGUGGUGCUGGUGGCGGGCGGCGUGGUGGGGUGGCAUUUGGUGCGCAGGCAGGGCGUGCCGGCUUCGGGCGUCGACGCGUCGCUGGCUGCCGCUCGGCCGAUCUGGCACGCGCUGCUGAUGACGGCGGUGUGCGUGUGCGUGAUGGGCAUGCUGACGGUGUACGCCUCGCCCGGCGCCUUCGCCACGUCGAGCGUCGGCCUCUCGCUGGCGGGGCACGAGCUGCCGCGCGUGCAGGUCAUGCAGAUCGAGCUGCCCGAGAUUGUGCUCAUGCUGUGGGACGCGGAGGCGUACCCGCUGAUGGCGGUCGCGGGGUUCUCGAUGGGGUCCUGGCCCUUCAUCAAGCUCCUCCUCACCCUCUUCUCGCUCUGGGCCCCCGCGAGCGUCCUGCCGCCCGCGCGGAGAGGCCGGCUCUUGCUCUGGUUCGACCUGCUCGGCAAGGUGUCUCUCUUCGACAUCCUCUUCGAGUACAUCCUCCUUGCGGUCUUCGCCCUCGUGUCGGCCGACCUCCCGACCCUCCCCGAGCUCCGCCACGACAGCUGCGGCCGCACGGUCCCGUUCGCGCACUUUGCGCUCGACGUGCACUUCACGUGGCGCACCUGGCUCUUCAUCACCGCCACCGCCAUCUCGCUCCUCUGCACAAACGUCGUCAACCACUGGCCAGGGUGCGGAAGCACGGUCGAUGUCGCCAGCCCUCUCCACGCCGCCCCCGCGCCGCCGCUCGCUCUCGGCGCACUCCCUCGAGCCGGCGGCGCGCCAGGCGAGCGCGCGCCUGAACGACCUGCUCGCGAAGGCGGGUGCGCCGGCGCCGCCCGGCGGCUCUGGCGUUCGGCGGCUCGAGCUGCAGUCCCGUUCGGCGGCGCUGGUCACCUGGUCGCUGGUGCUCGCGAUCGGGCUGACUCUGGCCGCGUAUGUGUCCGAGUCCUUCCAGCUCACCUUCGAGGGAGCGGUGGCCGAGAUCCUCGAGGCUCAGCCGGGCGGAACGAGGCGGAACGCGUACUCCCUCUACUCGAUGACCAUUGCGAUCGGCGAGGCGGUCGGCACCAGCCACAUGUGCCUCUUCGCGCUGAUGUGCGGCGCGAUGCCGCUGCUCUGGCUCGCCCUCUGCCUCUGGAUUUGGCGGGUCCCGAUGGAGCGGCACACGUCGCACGCCUUCGCCUUCGUCGCGCAGACCGCGUACUGCUACAGCGCCUUCGAGCUCGUCGUGGUUGUCAUCGUGAUGUCCAUGUUCGAGAUCGGGCCGGUCGUCGAGGCGAAGCUCGCGCACGUGGUCGGCCCUCUCGACUGGAUGGUGGCGCACUACUUUGCAGACUUCUACCCCGAGACCACCGUCUCGCACACGCACACCACGCUCUCGCUCAGCGCUGGCUUCGAGCCCGGCAUGGCACUGAUGGCGCUCGCCGUCGGCGUCAGCUACUGCGCGGGCGGCUUCGUGAUGGUCGCUCACCACCGCCUCUUGCACGAGCAAGAGAUGACGCCCCAGAUGGGCUCUGCGGCGUCGGCGCGCGCAGUGGGCGCGGACGAAGCUGCUGGCGAGCGAGCGCAUGCGUCGCUGCCAGAGCGCUCGAAGGCCGCGUCCUUCGACGCCCCGUCGGAGCGCGCGUCGCUGGCGGGGUCGAGGCUCUCGACCGCGAUGGUGUGAGGCGCGCCCCCACACGUAUCAAACGGCGAAGUGUACAUCAUGAUACGUACAGGAUGGUUAGUGCAGGUUGCAGCAUGCAGAGAGGUGAGAGGUAAGGUAAGGAAGGUAGCUUUCUCC